CUCAGAAAAUGCUCGCCGAAACGCUUGUGGCGCCCGGCGACAAGGUUCUCGACGCGAUUGGUGAAUAUCGAAUGGGGAAGGGAUUAUACGAGGCGAAUCGAAGGAUCUUCGCGUCGGUAGCCGGUUUUGUCAACGUUUAUGGAUUCAGAGAUAAAUCCGACAACCUGGUGCAAGUGAUCGAAGUUCGCCGCAGCGAAGAUCAGCUCGACAAUGAGCUUCUCCCAUUCCACGGAGCCAUCGUCACCGCCAAAGUGAUGGCUGUCGGAUUACGAUUCGCCAAAUGUGACAUCAUCAGUAUCGGCGAUAAGGUUUACAAGAAGCGGUUCUCGGCGCUGCUGCCGAAAAAGAAGCUGAGGCCGCUGGAACCUGAAUUGAGUGAGCCAUUCAAAAACUUUGUGCGACCCAACGACUACAUUCUGGCAAAAGUUUGUGAAGACGCCGAAAUCAAGGACAAAUUCGUUUUAUCGAUCGCCGAAGACGAGCUAGGCGUUGUGCUGUGCCGUGGACGAUUUGGUGAACCAAUGCAAAAAGUCGACUGGAAUACGGUGGUCUCGACACGAACCGGCAAAACGGAACCCAGGAAAAUGGCCAAAGUUCCGCAAAAGUGCACAUUGCCCACGCAAUCGGUGGCCUGAAUAAUUAUCCUCUCUGAAAAGAUCUUUGAAUCGUUAUAUUUUUGUACUUUUUUUUGUGUUUUUGGGGGCCAUUGUUUCGAGGAAAAAAAAGUCAUAAUUGUUCCCCCACUCAUUCCUUCCUUUUUUGUUGAACAAUUUUUCAAAAA
Messenger RNA from Caenorhabditis elegans, 781 nucleotides. RefSeq names its product Exosome complex component CSL4 homolog (gene exos-1). Gene Ontology annotation, cellular component: nucleolus; exosome (RNase complex); nucleoplasm. The record is from RefSeq and is marked reviewed. NCBI's taxonomy places the organism in Eukaryota, Metazoa, Nematoda, Chromadorea, Rhabditida, Rhabditidae. Gene Ontology annotation, biological process: RNA processing.